Schistosoma bovis is the source of this 1693-nucleotide messenger RNA. The record is from the annotation of a GenBank genome assembly. Lineage: Eukaryota; Metazoa; Platyhelminthes; Trematoda; Strigeidida; Schistosomatidae.
UUUUAACAUUCCGUUGCACGUUUUAUUUUAAGGAUACAUUUUAAAUUUGUACAUUUCAUUUAGCAACCGUGCGGAUUGUAUAGUGAUGUAAGUUUUCUCACUUGUAACUUCUAAGAAUAGUGUCAACUUGAAACUUUCUAAGUGUCUGUGAUGAUCAAUGCUUUAGCUAAUUGUAUGCAUUGUUAUUGUAUCAUAAAAACACUCGUUUUCAAUGAUAGUGGGCAUAACAAGAGAGUAUGAACUCUCUUAUGCUAUUCGGUUACUCGAAAUACAACUUUGAACUGACCAAAUGUGUUUCAGAUGUGAUGAAUCAAAUAUUCGGAUACUCAACAGCAGAAAACAUGGUUUACAAAGUCUUGCUGUUUUCAAGCUUUUCGUUCAUGGAUUUUUAAGAUGCAUACAAAUAAGAAAACUAAUGCAAACAUACCAUCACGUAUCAUCGGUUCAUUGCUUUGUUUACUUAUCACCUUGUUUGGUGCAGCUUUAACCGGUUUUAUAGGUCAUAUACUUAUUGCUUUUGAAUAUAUCAGUGAAAUAUUUGGAAGAUAUAUAUUAUUUGGUGGAAUUUAUGUUAUACUAACAUGUGGUGUAUUCACUGUAUUGAUUGGUCUGCUUGGGUUUUUCAGUUUCAUACAUCCAAAUCGAUGUACAUCUAUCACGACUUGUGUUGGUUUAGUUAUUCUCAUUAUUACUACUACUUGCACAUCGGUGAUUGUUUAUAUGUAUCCUAAAACUAUGACAAAUUUGAUAUAUUACCGAAUGAUCAAAACAUUUCCAAAUUACGGUCAAAAUAUGCAAAUAACUAAUGCAUGGGAUAUUAUGCAAAAUUAUAAUCAAACUGUUUGGUACAAAUUAACCAAUGCUGAUAUACAUCUUCAUGAAGAAUUUAUACCACGUACAAAUCUUUACUAUCAUUUUGUCCCCGUAUCUUGUUGCUUAACUAAAAUUGAUGGUUUGACUGGAUUCCCUUUACAAAUUUAUCGUAAUAAGAAACGUUGUCAAAAUUGGCAAUACGGUCCACCAACACUCCAAGAUGGUCCACAUAAUGAUGCAUUAUAUUAUCGAGGCUGUUAUAACCUACUUGUCGACUAUAUUAAUGCAUACGCUGAAUAUAUACUCGGAAUGGGAUUGACAGCUGUUAUUUUAUUGAUAACCGUAUUUCUGUUGCUGCUACGCGCAGAACUUAGGAAUAAUCCAACUGAUCUACGAAUAUACGACACAAACUUACUAAAAAACAAUCAGAAUAAUUAUUACGUUGAUAAUAAGUAACCUGCACAGAUUUUCAAAGAAUGCCAAAUUUUAAUGACCCGUCAUCAGUUCAAUCAUUUGACCCUCCAUUAAAGUCUCUCAAUUUAAUUACUACUCGAAAACUCUACACGUCGACUCAAUUAUCUAUGUCAACAGCAACUACCAGGAGUUGGUCGCUAAUCCUUUCACAUAAAAUAAAUGUGACUAACACAUACCACAUGGCUGUCAAGCUUUUUCGAAAAUAAUUCCUUUUGCAUUUCACAGUCCCAUACAUGACAAAUGAAUAUAUACUUUUGUAAUCUUUGCUGUAUAUACUUUCUAACCUGUAUAGAUCUUUCUCUAACAUGUUUGCAAUUUUCUUGUAUGACUUUGGCAAUACAUUAUGAGAUGUAACUGUCUCGGAAUAAAAACCAACUGAUUACAAUAAAUACAGACUUAUCAAUUA